Molecule: messenger RNA, 1040 nt
Organism: Linderina pennispora
Lineage: Eukaryota; Fungi; Kickxellomycota; Kickxellomycetes; Kickxellales; Kickxellaceae
Exons: 2
Source: RefSeq, a predicted model, not a curated record
CUUUUCCUCCGUUUUUUACUUCGAACCUGGUUAUUCAUAUACGCUCCUUAAUCUCUCCAUGUCCCAUUAAUCAAAUGCAGAACCACAUACACUCGGAGCACAUCAGAUUCACACCAGCCCUGGCAGCCAGAUACGCUCGCACCCAUGCUACAUUUGUUGUGAAGUUCAGAGCACUCGGCCAGAACUUGUUUGGGAUCCUGAGCUUCCAUGAAUGUGCGGGAAAUAUCUGGGCCGCACAACCUAAUGAGACUGAUGGUAUGCCCAUCAUAUCACUCUGGCACCUCUCUGAAAUGCUAAACACGGCUGAAGAGACAAUUCACUGGAUAAUCUACAUUGGCGAGACAAGCCAACACGCUCUUGGGACGACUACCGCUACCUGGCUGACUCAAAUAGCAAACGAAAAUGAUAAUCUAACUCUGCAGCAAAUAAAUCGCUGGUACGCGCAAAAUGUCACUAUCUGGCUUGCUGGCGAGAACAGGUCUGACAACUUUGACUGGGUAUUCAACUGACUCAACUAGGUAUUCGCCCGGCUGUAUAGGCAACGGCAAAGUUCUUUCCUGUUUUAUUGCCUACAAGUCAAUGGCGAUUCGAAACAACAGCACCUGCGCCAGCCUUACUACCUUUACGCCUGAGUUGUUGGUAUCAUUAGUAGGCUCGUAUAACGCCUAUGCCGUACGGUUUCUGCUCGGGAAGGAGAACCACAUGGGGAUAUUGCACUUUGGCGACACAGCACCUGAGAUUCUAUACCACCCAUGCUCGCAGCCUCUUACCCACGAUGCGAUCAUCUCACGGGACUCGCUGCUUGAAAUAAUGCUGCGUACGCAGUACAGGACCAAUGUUUCGGUGUUUUUGGGCAAGUUUCCAACAGCAAAAGUGGAGUCUCUGGCGUUGAUAGUUAUACGCAGUCUCGCGUAUACGACCCCGAUUAAUCCAGAGAAUAUGCUCUAUCAUUGGUGUGGGAGGUUUACAGUCGAGCUGGUAAAGCAUUUGUGUGGACAUGCAGUUGAGCAUACUCUCUCAGCUGCAAACCUAGUUGACAG